Messenger RNA from Salvia hispanica, 853 nucleotides. Lineage: Eukaryota; Viridiplantae; Streptophyta; Magnoliopsida; Lamiales; Lamiaceae. The record is from RefSeq and is a predicted model, not a curated record.
AAUUUCCACAAAGAACCACACAAACAAGUUUGACCCAAAUUAAAGCUUUAGCCUUUCUACUUAUCAAUUUAGGUUUGAGAACAUGGCAUCCAACUUACCAAGGUUCAUCAAGCUGACUUUUGAUCAAGGUACGGGUGAUUAUUUCUUUUAUAUGGCAAUGUACAGGGGUGAAGCACAUGGUGUCGUAUCCAUCGAUGGAGAUGAUGAGCUGAACGCGUACACGAAGAUAGAAGUUGAGCCAUCCCUGAUCAAUCGCGACUACGUCCACCUCCGCUUCACCCAAACCAACAAGUACUUGGGCCGGAAUGAAGACGGCCUCCUCGCUGCUCGAAACACCAUGCCCGUGGAAGACACCACCCUCCCUUACUCCACCUUGUUCCACCCAUCCACUCCCGACAAAGACGGCUUCUUCAACUUGACCCACGUCCACACCGGACACCUUGUUAGAGUGGACACUCCUGAUAAGACACGCUUCGCCAUCCGAGAUCCUCCUUCUUCCCCACUCAUGCUGCGCGUUGUGGACUGGGAGGCGACCGUUAAACUCCCGUCCGACGGCCUCAUCGCCUUCAAGGGCGACAACGGGAAAUAUCUCCAGACGUUCCUCAAGGACGGCCAGCGCUACCUCCAGUUCUCCUCCGACGACGCCAACGCAGCUAGGAGUUCUGUGGUGGUUAGCUAUGUUGGGACCAAGGCCACCUGCAACGUCCCUUUCUCCUACACUCAGCAAGACAAGAGUUCGUACGACAGCGGCAUCACCCAUAUCCAAAAGGACGACGGUUCCUACACCGGCGUCAAUUGUUACAAUUUCGAUUUCAAGAUCGAUGAAGGCCGCACGCUCAAGCUCCCAAAUUAA